Stylophora pistillata is the source of this 1746-nucleotide messenger RNA. Its product is annotated as DNA topoisomerase 4 subunit B-like. NCBI's taxonomy places the organism in Eukaryota, Metazoa, Cnidaria, Anthozoa, Scleractinia, Pocilloporidae. The record is from RefSeq and is a predicted model, not a curated record.
AUGAUCCAGGAUAACGGGCGCGGCAUUCCCACAGAUCCACAUCCUAAAUUUCCUGGAAAAUCCGCCUUAGAAGUCAUUCUGACAACGCUUCACUCUGGCGGUAAGUUUUCAAAUAAGGCUUACCAAACCUCUGGGGGACUCCACGGUGUCGGGCUUUCGGUUGUUACGGCUUUAUCAGACCAUUUAGAAGUCGAAGUGGCACGAUCUCAAACAUUGUGGCGCCAAAUUUAUGCCCGUGGGGUGCCUCAAACAAAACUCGAAAAAGUGGGACAAAUCGCAAAUCGUCGGGGAACACGAAUCCGUUUUCACCCAGAUCCAGAAAUUUUUGGACAUCACCACUUUCAACCCGCAACCCUUUAUAAACUCGUCCGUUCAAAAGCAUACCUCUUUAGAGGAGUUGAAAUUCUCUGGGCUUGCCCUGAAAGCCUUUUAAAUGAGGGAGAAGCAACGCCGACAAAAGAAACCAUUCACUUUCCUGGAGGUCUUAAUGACUUCCUAACAGAAGUCACCAAAGAUGCCGAAACGGUGACACAAUCUUCUUUUUCCGGGCGCGCAGAUUUUAUCGACUCGGUUGGAUGGGUUGAAUGGGCGAUGACUUGGCCUUUGUCUUCAGGACAAAGCUUUCUCCAUACCUAUUGUAAUACGGUUCCAACACCUCUCGGUGGCUCCCAUGAAACAGGCUUUCGAGCAGCGCUACUUAAAGGGCUAAAGUCCUACGCAGAAAUGGCAGGACGUAAAAAGCUCCCUCUCCUGACAGCCGACGACAUCUUAGGCGAUGCUGCUGGGCUUCUCUCUGUAUUCGUUCAAGACCCCACCUUCCAGGGACAAACCAAAGAAAAGCUCGUUUCUCAUGGUGUUUCCAAGCCGGUUGAAACCAUUGUCAAAGACCAUUUUGAACACUGGUUAACAGCCCAUAAACCUCAAGCAGAAGCCUUGCUAGACUAUGUUGUUGAACGAGCGGAGGAACGUCUUAGCCGAAAACGCACAAAAGAAACCCAACGUCAAAGUGCCACAAGGCGCCUGAGACUCCCUGGAAAACUUGCAGACUGUUCCACAACGAAAACAGAACUCAGUGAAAUUUUCCUUGUGGAAGGGGAUUCCGCGGGAGGAUCUGCAAAACAGGCACGAGAUCGUGUCACGCAAGCGAUUCUCCCUCUUCGUGGAAAAAUUUUGAACGUAGCAAGCGCCAGUAUAGACAAACGCUUAAACAACCAAGGCCUUUCCGAUAUGGAUCAAGCUUUGGGAUGUGGAACCCGUAAGGACUGCGAUCUUUCAAAACUUCGUUAUGGACGUGUGAUUAUCAUGACAGAUGCCGAUGUAGACGGCGCGCACAUUGCAGCCCUCUUGAUCACAUACUUUUUCCAAGAAAUGCGCUCCUUAAUCGAACACGGUCAUCUCUACCUUGCUCAACCUCCUCUUUAUCGUCUCUCUAAAGGAACAAAAUCUUUUUAUGCACGCAAUGAUGAGCAUAAAGAUCAAAUUCUACAGAAAGAAUUUAAAGGCUCUGAAAAUGUUGAUAUUUCUCGCUUUAAAGGCUUGGGAGAAAUGUCAUGGAAACAGCUGAAAGAAACCACAAUGGAUCCAACAAAGCGCAUUCUUUUACGCGUUUCACUUGCUGUCCCGACAGAAGAUCUAUCCACCGUCACACCAACACAACUCGUGGAUGAUUUGAUGGGAAAAUCCCCAGAAAAGCGUUUUGCAUUCAUUCAGGAAAAUGCUGCUUUUGCUUCAGACUUAGAUGUUUAG